AUGACAAUUUGUUGUUGCAGCCACGAAACGGAGCUCCUCAUGGAAAACUCAUGUCCAGCGGAGCCCUCAAUCAGGAUCACGCCUGACCAGCAGCAAAGGUUGCGUGAGGCUUAUAGUUCACCCAUGCGUCCAUCGCAAUACACGCGGGGGACUGAAGACCGCGUGGACAAUGAGCGAGCAGAUGCAGACAACGAUAAGAGCGAGAAGGAGACGCCGCGUCAAGCCGCCGUUCGUCGCGAGCACGAGCGCGUGAGCAUGGAGACGGUGCUACUAAAUCGUCGCUGGGUCUUCCACUGUGCGUCGCCGUUGUUCUAUUUCCACCGCGAUAAACUCAGCGCAUAUGCACACGAUCUGGUCAAGACUCUGCGGGCGGCGGCACUUCGAGCAUGCGGCCAGCAAUUUGGCUACAGUGUGAACAUUCGCACUACCGAUACAUUCGUAGCUUUUCAGAUCCGAGAGGAGCGCGAACAACGUUGUAGUAGAGCAGCCACGACGGGGGUUUCGACGCCAGAGAGAGAGGCGUCAGAACGCUCUGGGGGGUUUGUGCUGUACUUCCCAACGGAAGAGGAACAGCAAGUACCUCGUAAAGGACGUGAGAAACAACAGGUGCUACUAUUAAGAGGAGACGAAGAGCUCUUGCGAUGGGUCUGUUCGUGGUUGCAACGGCGCUUCCAGUGUGUGGUGAGUGCACACGUCGUGCGUAUCCAGCAGCUGAACCUCAAGCGCUUGGCGCGCAAUUGGGUCGUGGCGAGUUUAGUGGCAGAAGGAGAAAGACUGUCAAGGGCUCGACAUGACAUGAAUAACCAGGAAGAGGAAUUUUCUCGCGGCAGCUUCAUGACCGCGCAAGAACCACUGCGAGCACCACUACUACUGAAGUAUCGUGCGACAAAAGCAGAGGAUGUCGUGCGCACGUACACACUUACAGUGCCCUGGGCAACUCUGCGUCGACUCUUUCAUCAUACGAAAAACGCACCAGGAGAUAAUCGUCCGUCGACUUACGUGCCAGAGCUUAUUGAGUUAACAGAACGUCUGUACGUUGAUACGUUGCCAUUUGAUCUGUCUACUUACGAGAUCGAGCGAAUUGAGUUGCAAGAAGUGGCCAUUGACCUGGACGGAGGCGUGGAACUUUACAGCAUGGACCUUGUGCACACUGUACUGUUCAGUCUGCUGGAGCUGCUAGCACUUCAGGAUGUUAUAACGGCUUCACGUCUGGAGACGACACUCUGA
Molecule: messenger RNA, 1227 nt
Organism: Peronospora farinosa
Lineage: Eukaryota; Oomycota; Peronosporomycetes; Peronosporales; Peronosporaceae
Source: the annotation of a GenBank genome assembly